This is a messenger RNA of Jatropha curcas, 1203 nucleotides long. RefSeq names its product binding partner of acd11 1 (gene BPA1). Gene Ontology annotation, molecular function: RNA binding. The record is from RefSeq and is a predicted model, not a curated record. Lineage: Eukaryota; Viridiplantae; Streptophyta; Magnoliopsida; Malpighiales; Euphorbiaceae.
AAUUUUGUUGGGUAAAAAAUGAAAAAUCACUGAUAAAACCCUUUUCAACCUUUUCUCGCCAAAUUGAAAGGACCAUAUUUUGUCUUACCAAAAUAAAAGAGUUCAAUCUUUUGGAGGUUUGUUUGAUCGCUGGUGUCUGAAAUCACGCUUCAAUGGAGAUAAGAACAGUGAAAGUCAGCAAUCUUUCUUUAAGUGCAAUAGAGCAAGAUGUAAAGGAGUUCUUUUCCUUUUCCGGUGAAAUUGAUUAUGUUGAACUGCAUGGUGACACUGAGCGGUCUCAAAUAGCAUAUGUCACCUUCAAAGAUCCACAGGGGGCCGAAACUGCGGUUCUUCUUUCGGGUGCAACAAUAGUGGAUCAGUCAGUUACCAUAGAUCUGGAUCCAGAUUACAGGCUUCCAGCUGCUGUUUCAGUCCCAACUACUGUGACAGAGAACAGAACUGCAUCGGGUGCUGAAUCUGCUAUCCAAAAGGCUGAGGAUAUUGUAAGCAGCAUGCUUGCCAAGGGCUUCAUUCUGGGGAAAGAUGCUGUAAACAAGGCAAAGGCGUUUGAUGAGAAGCACCAAUUCACAUCAACUGCCACUUCUAAAGUUGCUUCUUUGGAUCAAAAAAUUGGUUUCACUGAGAAAAUUAGUGCCGGCACAGCCCUUGUCAAUGACAAAGUGAGGGAAGUAGAUGAGAAGUUUCGGGUUUCUGAGACGACGAAGUCAGCCUUUACAGCUGCUGAGCAAACAGUCAGCAAUGCCGGAUCUGCUCUCUUGAAGAACCAUUACGUAUUAACUGGUGCUUCAUGGGUUACUGGGGCAUUUAGUAAGGUUGCCAAGGCAGCAGGUGAUGUGGGGCAGAAAACAAGAGAGAAGGUUUUGGCCGAGGAAGAACAGAGUCAAAGAGCAGUAGGAUAUAUCCCAAUUCACGAGUCUGACUCUCCAAAUAUAAGUCAACAUAUGUCCAGGGGCUUGCGAUGAUGAUAAUGGUCCUUUGAUUAGCCAAAGGCUCUGUAGAUAUCUUCAUAGGGAAUUUGGAUCUGAUCAUGUGAACAUUACUUGUUCCUUGUUAUUUUGGAAGUUGUUAAUUCGGGAAAAUUGUCGAACUUGUUAUGUUUGCUUUACAACCAUAAAGUCAAAAAUUGAUUUGUCGUAUGCUUUUGCUUUUCCAAUCAUGUCUAAACGCUAUUUAACAUUUGUAUUUAAUACCUCUUUCAAAUCA